AUGACAGAUUCACCAGUCGAAGAUGUCCCCGAGACAACUCGUUCAUCCUCAGGAACCUACAUCCCACCCUCAGUCCACGACACUGCCCUCAUCGCAGGCGAAUCAUUCACACACAUCACAGCGAUCCCUCCUUCGCUUCAACCAACCGACCCUUCAGAUCCAUCUUCCGCAACACCAUGCUGUCUCGGCGUCGAUGAAGCUGGCCGUGGCCCCGUUCUCGGCCCCAUGGUCUACGGCGUCGUCUUUCUCCCCAUCUCCCUAUCCGACUCUCUUCUCCGCGAAACACAUCACUUUGACGACUCCAAGGUUCUAAAACCUGCCGUUCGCUCUGAUCUUAUGCGCACCCUGUGUACACCUGGCUCAGAUCUUUACGAAUCGUGCGGUUGGGCUACGGCCUCGUUAUCGGCAAGGGACAUUGGCGCCAACAUGUAUCGGCCUAAUGCAUACAACCUCAACGCCCAGGCUAUGGACGCCACGGUCGAUCUCAUCAAGGCUGUGUAUGCCGCAGGUGUUAAUGUGCAGGAGAUUUUUGUCGACACCAUCGGUCAGCCUGCGGCCUACCAGGCCAAGCUUCAGCGUAUAUUCCCCACGGUCAAGAUUAUUGUUGCCAAAAAGGCAGAUAGUCUAUACCCCUGCGUCAGUGCUGCCUCGGUUUGCGCAAAGGUCACCCGUGAUGCUGCGCUUGAAGUACUAUUUGAAGCGAGGGCCGACGACGAGGAAAAGGGUGGCGAGGCGAUGGCUUGGGGCUCAGGUUAUCCAUCUGACGGAAACUGCGUGAGCUGGAUGAAGAACAAUAUGCAUCCUGUUUUUGGAUGGGGUCCCGAGUGUCGGUUCAGUUGGGGCACAGCGAAGGACAUGCUCGAGGGCAAGGGUAAUGGCGUUAAGGUCGAAUGGCCGCUAGACGAUGAUGGCGAGACCAGCAGAGUCACUGAUUUCUUCGUCGCAGGUGACAAAAGCAAGGAAUCAUCGGAGUUAGGCAAUUGGUUUGGUACUCCUGCGGAUUUGGAAGCAUUCUAG
Molecule: messenger RNA, 1017 nt
Organism: Fusarium pseudograminearum CS3096
Lineage: Eukaryota; Fungi; Ascomycota; Sordariomycetes; Hypocreales; Nectriaceae
Exons: 1
Coding region: 1-1017 (338 amino acids)
Biological process (GO): DNA replication, removal of RNA primer; mismatch repair
Cellular component (GO): ribonuclease H2 complex
Molecular function (GO): RNA binding; RNA-DNA hybrid ribonuclease activity
Source: RefSeq, a predicted model, not a curated record